Messenger RNA from Dreissena polymorpha, 2890 nucleotides. RefSeq names its product sodium-dependent multivitamin transporter-like. NCBI's taxonomy places the organism in Eukaryota, Metazoa, Mollusca, Bivalvia, Myida, Dreissenidae. Bases 4 to 2238 code for a protein of 744 amino acids. Gene Ontology annotation, biological process: sodium ion transport; transmembrane transport. The record is from RefSeq and is a predicted model, not a curated record. Gene Ontology annotation, molecular function: symporter activity. The transcript is spliced from 17 exons. Gene Ontology annotation, cellular component: membrane.
ACCAUGGUGAACCCAGAUCACUUGUUCCAUUGGGCAGACUACCUGAUCUUCUUCAUAACUAUCGCUGUCUCGCUAGGGAUCGGAAUCUACUAUGCCCUAUCAGGCGGAAAACAACGAACCACUUCGGAAUACUUCGUGGGUAAUCGUCGUAUGGCUAUACUUCCGGUGGCCAUUUCGCUGAUGGUUACGUUCGAAUCUUCCAUUAUGAUGCUGGGGACACCAGCGGAGGCUUACGUCUACGGGCUUCAGUGGGUGGUCGGUAAUGCUGGGUUACUUCUCGCUAACAUCCUGUCUGUCUUCGUGGUCGUGCCGCUCAUUCACCCCCUCAAAAUCACCAGCGCAUAUGAGUACUUGGAAUUGAGGUUCGAAUCUCGUCUUGUGCGCACCAUCGCCACUUCUAUAGGUAUUUUGGGCACGAUCGUAUACAUGGGCAUCGUUCUCUUCGGACCUGCUAUAGCCCUGGAGGCAGUUACCGGUCUUCCUCAGUGGACCUCGAUAGUUCUGGUUGCAGUCGCUUCAGUCAUAUACACCGCAAUAGGAGGCCUGAAGGCGGUCAUAUGGACGGACGUGUUCCAGGCUUUCGUGAUGUUCGCAGGAUUCUUUGCCGUUCUAAUCAAGGGAACAGUGCAAAUUGGCGGCAUAGGGAAGACCUGGGAGAUAGCGUACGACAAGGGGCGAGUCAACCUAUUCAAUUUCGACCCUGACCCAACUGUUCGCCACACGUUCUGGAACCUGUUCCUGGGCAACCUCAUUCGAGGGUUCGGUCUCGUCUUCAACCAGUCCUCUAUCCAGAGAAUAAGCUCCACGCCCACCAUCCGCGCCGCCAAAAGAGUGUUCCUAUUUCUGGCUCCCGGUUUCUUCAUCUCCUUGUCCCUUGCGGCCAUUGAAGGGGUCAUAGCAUACUCCUAUUACGAGGUGAAGGGAUGCGACCCCUUGGCGUCCGGUCAGAUUACAAACCCUAAUCAGAUCAUCCCCUAUAUGGUCAUGGACAUAUUUUACGGUAUACCCGGUAUGCCAGGUCUAUUUUUGGCAUCUUUGUUCAGUGCAACUCUCAGCACGCUGUCAUCGGGUCUCAGUAGCAGCUCUGCGCUCAUCUGGACUGAUCUCGUAAAGCCAUUCACCAAACCAAUGACGGAAUUUCGUGCAACGGUCAUCUCUAAAAUUGCUGUUGUCGUGGUCGGAGGUGUGUCGAUUUUCGUCGCCUUCAUGAUUGCAAUGAUUGGUGGAACCCUUAUACAGAUUGCUGGAACUAUGGCAGCCGCGUUUGGCGGACCAUUGACGGGGAUGUUCUUGCUCGGCGCGUUCUGUCCAUGGGCUAACUCGAAGGGAGCUAUCGGCGGGACCGCAAUCUCUGUCGUCACAACAUUCGCCCUCACCCUUGGCCAGAUGAUGACAAAAGGGGCCGUGAGGAACACAAAACUUCCAUCUGGGUCCACUGACAUGUGCCCGGCUCUCAACCUCACCUCUGUGGUACUGGGCCCGGCCGUCAAUCUGACCUCUGUGGUCAUGAACCUGACUGCGUACAGCACUACCUCCCUGUAUAGGGUGGACAUGACAUCUACAUUAACGAAAGCUGAACCAGCGGAACCAACCGGAUUCGAUCGCGUCUUCAUGCUGUCGUAUCAGUGGUUUGGAGUCGUCGCCAUAUUGCAGGUCGUCGUACUUGGCUCCAUCAUUUCCUUCUGUACCGGCCACAAGCGACCCGGGGAGGUUGAGCAGAAAUACCUAAUUCCUUUCUACGACCGCCUGUUUCCUUUCCUUCCCGAGUGCAUCCUGAAGCCGCUCAGAUGCGGAUAUGAGUAUGGACCGGAACCGGAAGAGGAGACAAAGAGUCAAACAGACUAUCGCAUGCUAGACGGUAUUGAACCACACCUCGGGAAGAAAAUCGAUUUGGAAAUGCCCAUAAAUGCGCAUGCGCCGCAAAAAGCCAAUGGAAACGUUCUAGAAGACCACAUCGAGUCGACAGGGACGGUAACUAAAGGCAACAAAGGUCUACAUCCGGACAUUCACGUUCACAGUGAGAAUGGCUCUGUGAAAGAAGAAAAUCGCGUGGCGAGGUCAAUGGAUGACCUCACAGCCAGGUUGCGCCUGCCAGUGCGAGAUAUUGAAAUGACUAUUUAUAGAGCGGACAGUCAGCGGGGCAGCGCAGGGUUUGUGGAGGUUGGCACUGUUGAUACCUUAGCUGCCAUUCAGUUGCGAGCUAAAAGCGUAGAAUUCGAGGUUCUUCCUUUUAAGUAGAGUCGACACGAUGAUUUAUACAAUUAUCAAAUGUAUGUCAUUCCUGGACUUAAUGAAGUUCAUUCGGAGGCAAAUGCAUCAAUUAUACAAACAGGAAAGACGUUUAUCUGUAACGAGCAUUUGUACUUAGUUAUUUGAUAUCGAAAGAACACUACAACGUUUAUUUGCUAGGUUUAUAUAAUGAACCUCGCUCGGGGUAUACGGGGUUUGGUGGUUGUGUGUUAAGUGUCGUUCCAGAUUAGCAAAAGCCGACGCAAGCCAAUCAGGGACGACACGUUCCGCCUAAACUGGACUUUGGCUAAGAUGAGACUAACCACCGUAGCGCACAGGCAAAUCCGGGACAACAUUUACAAACAUGCAUUAAACCCCGUUUUCGUGUAAUUGACUUAUAAGUAGAUAUAAUAAAUCAUGAUUUAUACAAUUAACAAAUGGGAUGAAUAGUGUUUUUUUUUAAAACAACUACAACAAGAAUGAUGCAAAACAAAAAAGGUAUUGUUCUUUGUAAUACUGUCGAAGUUUUUUAGUGAAAUAAUACCACCAGUUUACCAGUCCAGAAACUGUACAUAAUCGUUAUUAUUUAUUAACAAAUUUAUCCCAUGUAUGUGAUAGGCAUACACAUUUUGUCCUAAAUAUAUCGUUAUUUCAUAUAAAU